Molecule: messenger RNA, 1726 nt
Organism: Seriola dumerili (greater amberjack)
Lineage: Eukaryota; Metazoa; Chordata; Actinopteri; Carangiformes; Carangidae
Product: serine/threonine-protein phosphatase PP1-beta catalytic subunit
Exons: 9
Coding region: 261-1244 (327 amino acids)
Biological process (GO): circadian regulation of gene expression; regulation of circadian rhythm
Cellular component (GO): cytoplasm; nucleus
Molecular function (GO): protein serine/threonine phosphatase activity
Source: RefSeq, a predicted model, not a curated record
AACACGACAGAGGAGACUCUAAAAACUUCUUUACAGGGCUGUUCUGUCGCCUCCUUCGCUCCACCUACAACUGUGUCCAAGACUACUCAGUAAAGCUAAACGCAGAAGUUAGAGUGUCCGAGAGGCACGUGAAGGCAGCAUAGGAGUCCUACAUGGGAGGCCUGUGAGUGGGAGGAGGUUGUCGGCGCGUUUCUGUGCGGUGAGGCGGUGCCUUCCCUGCCUGCUCCAGACUGCGGCGGGUAGAGCUGUUCGGUACAGAAAUGGCGGAGGGGGAGUUGGACGUCGACUCGCUGAUUUCCAGGCUUUUAGAGGUGCGAGGAUGUCGUCCAGGGAAGAUUGUCCAGAUGACGGAGGCUGAGGUGCGCGGCCUCUGCAUCAAGUCCCGGGAGAUCUUCCUCAGUCAGCCAAUCCUCCUGGAGCUGGAGGCUCCACUCAAAAUCUGUGGUGACAUCCACGGACAAUACACAGACUUGCUGAGGCUCUUUGAGUAUGGCGGCUUCCCCCCAGAGGCCAACUACCUGUUCCUGGGCGACUACGUGGACAGAGGGAAGCAGUCUCUGGAGACCAUCUGUCUGCUGUUGGCGUACAAGAUCAAAUACCCCGAGAACUUCUUCCUGCUCAGGGGCAACCACGAGUGUGCCUCCAUCAACCGCAUCUAUGGCUUCUAUGACGAGUGUAAACGCAGAUUCAACAUCAAGCUGUGGAAGACGUUCACCGACUGCUUCAACUGCCUGCCCAUCGCUGCCAUAGUGGACGAGAAGAUCUUCUGCUGUCACGGAGGUCUCUCUCCUGACCUACAGUCUAUGGAGCAGAUCAGACGCAUCAUGAGACCCACAGAUGUGCCUGACACAGGCCUCCUGUGUGAUCUGCUGUGGUCUGACCCAGAUAAGGACGUCCAGGGCUGGGGAGAGAACGACCGUGGCGUCUCCUUCACCUUUGGAGCUGAUGUGGUCAGCAAGUUCCUGAACCGCCACGACCUGGACCUCAUCUGCAGAGCCCACCAGGUGGUAGAAGAUGGUUACGAGUUCUUUGCCAAGCGGCAGCUGGUGACUCUGUUCUCGGCUCCAAACUACUGUGGAGAGUUCGACAAUGCAGGCGGCAUGAUGAGCGUGGAUGAAACCCUGAUGUGCUCCUUCCAGAUCCUGAAGCCAUCUGAGAAGAAAGCCAAGUACCAGUAUGGAGGAAUGAACUCUGGUCGGCCCGUCACUCCUCCCCGCACAGCCCAACCUCCAAAGAAACGAUGAAGGACGGAGGGAGGAAGAGACAGAACGAGAGAAAGAUGAUGGCAACAAUUGUCUCCCGUUGGCUUUUCACAACAUAAGUAAAAGCAACACUUGGCAGAGGAGAAAACAGAUGAACACAACUGUUUUAAAAGACACACCCACCCAAACCUGUCUUUCAUUAAAAUUUUUAUUUCUUUAUCUCCCUCUGAACUGCUGUCACACACUCUUCUUUUUCCUCAAUGCUUUUUUUUUUUUUCUCUGCAUCUGUGUAACAUUUUGAAAAACAAGCGUUAAAAGAAAAAUGAAAAACAUGAGGGUAUCAUUCUGUAGCAUAUUGGAGUGUUUCUUUUUUGUGUCUUUUUGUCCUUUUGCCUUUUAUUUUUGAAAACAGAAUGACAGCUAGUUUAGUUUACCACAUUUCCUUACUUCCCUGCCUGUACAGACACAACAGGUAUUAAUGAUGACUGCUGGGUUUUCAAUAAAUAAUACAGGGAAUAAAUCCA